Vicia villosa (hairy vetch) is the source of this 2645-nucleotide messenger RNA. RefSeq names its product E3 ubiquitin-protein ligase XBAT33-like. The transcript is spliced from 11 exons. NCBI's taxonomy places the organism in Eukaryota, Viridiplantae, Streptophyta, Magnoliopsida, Fabales, Fabaceae. Gene Ontology annotation, molecular function: protein binding. The record is from RefSeq and is a predicted model, not a curated record. The coding region runs from base 152 to 1690 and encodes 512 amino acids.
AAGAACAAAAGAAGAGAAAGUAAAGUAUAGUAUUUAUAAAACAAUGUUAUAUAUAAACAUUUUCUCCCCAUUUCAGACAAAACAAAGAAGCAUCAAAGAGUAACGAGUAACAACACAAGACUCACAUCACAAUCAAAGAGCGACACAAAAAAUGGGUAAUUCUUUUGGUUGCUCCGCUUCCGGUGAGAGACUGGUGUCGGCGGCGAGAGACGGUGACCUUGUGGAGGCGAAGAUGCUUUUGAACUGUAACCCUUGUCUUGCUAAAUACUCUACUUUUGGGGGGCUUAAUUCUCCCCUUCAUUUUGCAUCUGCAAAGGGUCAUAACGAGAUUGUUGCAUUGUUGCUUGAGAAUGGAGCUGAUGUUAAUUCGAAAAAUUAUUCCGGCCAGACGGCCUUGAUGCAAGCUUGUAGAUAUGGUCAUUGGGAAGUUGUACAGACACUUCUACUCUUCAGAUGCAAUGUUAUGAGAGGAGAUUAUCUCAGUGGGAGAACAGCGCUUCACUUUGCAGCAAUGAAUGGCCAUGUAAGAUGUAUUAGACUUGUUGUGGCCGAUUUUGUUCCGAGCGCACCUUAUGAAGCUAUAAAUGCUCGCUCAGAUGCUGACAAUGGUGGUGGAUCAAAUGUGAGAGGCAAAAAUGAAGAAAGUGCCCUGUCGAAGUUUGUAAAUAAGACAGCGGAUGGUGGUAUCACUGCCCUUCAUAUGGCUUCAUUAAAUGGAUACUUUGAUUGUGUGCAACUGCUACUUGAUCUUGAUGCAAAUAUGUCUUCUGUGACAUUUCAUUACGGAACAUCAAUGGAUUUAAUCGGGGCCGGUAGCUCUCCUUUGCAUUAUGCUGCUUGUGGGGGUAAUUUAAAAUGCUGUCAGAUCCUCCUUGCAAGAGGUGCAAGUCGAAUGUCUUUGAAUUGUAACGGGUGGCUUCCGCUUGAUAUUGCUCGGAUGUGGGGCCGCCAUUGGCUUGAACUGCUCUUGGCACCCAGUUCUGAAGCCGUAACACCCGCAUUCCCUCAUUCAAAUUACUUGUCCUUGCCUCUCAUGAGUGCUCUCAACAUAGCAAGAGAGUACGGAUUGCAAUCCUCUACAACUUCCUCCGAUGAGAUCGACUUUUGUGCCGUAUGCCUGGAGAAGCCAUGUUCAGUGGCAGCAGAAGGAUGUGGACAUGAACUUUGUGUGAGAUGUGCGCUCUAUCUAUGCUCGUCGAGUAAUGUUUCUUCUGAAACCGUUUGCCCUCCCGGCUCUAUCCCUUGCCCGCUUUGUAGACAUGGAAUUGUCUCUUUUGUUAAGUUGCCAGGUUCCCAAGCAAAAGAAAAUAAAUUACAUGUGUCUCUUGGUCUCUGCACGCCGUGCAUACUGCAUCCACGUGACGUAGAUCAACCUUCUCUUUCUCACGCAUCAGAGACCCAAAGAAACUGUGUUGACUCUGUUCCUUCGGAGUUACUCUGCCCUGUCACAUGUAGUCCGUUUCCAUCUAUGACAAUCCCAUUGUGCACCUGCAAUGAGGGUUCAUGUCCAUCAUUUGAACCACGCAACGUAGAAGCACGAGACGAACCAUCCCGUCACUCGCAAGGAUCAACAACGGAUCAAGAUAAAAUUGAAGGCCCGAGACUGGAUAAAACAACUUGCUCGAACAUGCUUUGGGGUAGAAGAAGUUACAGCAGGGAGAACCAAUGCAACUCAGAAAUAAAUGCUUGAACCAUUUUGUGCUUGUAGAUAUUGGUUACAUUUUUUAAUCAAUAGAGGUGUCUACAGUUUUUCUUACUGGCCAGUGGCCAACCUCAAAUGGCGGAACUCAGUCGAAAUUAUAAAGACGGAAAAACUCUUAUGCAGAAUUCUCUGGUAUUUCAGCUACUCUAUCACCAUCUGCAUGCCCUCUUAUUAGUUUAAGUUAUUUGUGAUUGUGAUAUAUUAUUUUUGGAUUUUUAUUUUAUUAGAGAAAUCUGUUUUUCUAAGACUAGAAAUUUAAUUUAUAUUACAGAUUAGGAGUUAUCUGUAUAUUAUGGUUACAAAAGUCAAAUCUAGGGACUGGAAGAACUUGUUGAUGAAAUUAUUUAUUUAUUUGUUAUCCGGUUGGUUGGUUGAAUUAAUUGAAACAAUUAAACAAUAGUAUAUGGAGGCCUUACAAGUUUUCUCUAAUCCAUUUUUUAAAUUAUUGUGAUCUCACAUAUAGUGUUUGCUUUUGAAUAUUUUAAAAUCUGGGUUUGCCUUUACUAGUAUACUUUACCUAGUUGGUCACACUAUCUUGAUUGUUGGUUAGGUUGGUAACCUAACAAUCAGAGCUUUAAACAUAAAGAAACUGCACUAGAAAAAACACACACCCUUCCGCUCAAACGAUUAUUCAAUACCUAAAAUUUGGUUGAAAAUAAGCACAGAAACUAAUAAACUAAUGAUAUUAAAAACGAUCGUUAAAAACUUUAGACAACAUACUUAAUAUCAAUAUAUCAGUUCAAUAGUAAUUGGAUAAUAGAUGAGAUGAUACGAGAUCAUUUCCAAUUUAAUUAGAGGUAGUGAGUUUGAACCCAACUUUGAGCAUACGACACUUUUAAAGGAGAGUUUUGUUGUCCUUCUUGAAUUAAGAGAUUAAUCUAUGUAAUUAUGUAAUUGUGCAGAAAGGAUAUCCAUGUUUACGAAAAACUUACAAAAUCAAAAA